Candoia aspera is the source of this 781-nucleotide messenger RNA. RefSeq names its product POP7 homolog, ribonuclease P/MRP subunit (gene POP7). Gene Ontology annotation, cellular component: nucleus; nucleolar ribonuclease P complex; ribonuclease MRP complex. Gene Ontology annotation, molecular function: nucleic acid binding. Gene Ontology annotation, biological process: tRNA 5'-leader removal. The transcript is spliced from 2 exons. The record is from RefSeq and is a predicted model, not a curated record. The coding region runs from base 149 to 535 and encodes 128 amino acids. Lineage: Eukaryota; Metazoa; Chordata; Lepidosauria; Squamata; Candoiidae.
CCGGGCUUCCGGGUCAGCGCUGGCGGCGGAGCACGUGCGCUCCUCCCUUUCUGCGGCGGAAGGGCGAGCCGGCGAGUGAGGUGGCCGGAGAGAUCCGGGGAGGGAGCCGGGAUUCCCGGGCCCUUUCGAAGCCCGCAGGGCCCCCGCCAUGGCCGAGCCGGGCCCCCCGAGCGAGCCCGAGCGCGCCCUGCGCCGCCGCCUGCCCCGCCGCCUGCCCCGCCGCCGCAGCGACAUCUACGUGAACAUGAAGACGGACUUCAGGGCGCAGCUGAGCCGCUGCCAGAAGCUGCUGGCGCCCGGGAGCGGCUGCCCCGAGAUCUGCAUCCACGGGCUGGGGCUGGCCAUCAACCGCGCCAUCAACAUCGCGCUGCAGCUGGAGGCGGCCGGCAGCGGCGCCCUGCGCCUGGCCGCCAACACCUCCACCGUGCAGCUGGCCGACGCGGCCGAGCCCGAGGGCGACGGCGAGGAGCCGCUGGCGCGCGCCCGCCACAACUCAGCCAUCCACAUCCGCGUGCUGCGCGCUGCCCCGGAGUAGUGCCAGCAGGGCCAGGCCCUGGGGAGGAGGAGGAGGAGGAGGUGGUGGCCGGGACCAGCCGCGCUCCUGCUCUGCCGGCUGCCGACCUGAAGGCUUGAGGAUUGCUUGAUUCCUGACCCUGAGAAGGGCCGCGCUGGAGCAACCCAGAAAGAGACGGGGGGGGGGGCUGCUUUGUGUCCUUUAGCUGCCCGCGUGUCUCUGACCCCAGCCCCGGGGAAUGAAUAAAAACCUGUGUAUGUUUCUUGA